GUAAAAUUUUGAAGACGAUUGGUGCAUAUUUAACAAAAUGCCAGCACCAGUCCUGUUACUUUUGGAACACCCUGUAUGAUAAGGCAAUAUCGAUUGAUUUACAUGUAAAUAUUGAUACCUAUACUAAUAGAGAUCGGGGAUUCCGAUUUUCGGAGACUUAACCAUCAAAGACGUCACAGAUACAGUUUCUCGUUACUCUACUUUCCACGAUGAUUCGGCCAAAAGGACACUAUCAAAAAUACCAUAAUAGUAGUAUCAUAUAGUUUCAAGAAAACGUCAUGAAUAUGACUCGACAUACGCGACUCCUUGGUGAUCUUCAACCUUCAAGAAUUGACAGAAAAAUUGUAAUUCAGUCUGACAGAGCAUCUAUGGGAACAAUAAUCAAAGCAAGGGAAGUUUUAUGGAACCGUGUUCCAAGAAAACUGGCCAGAACAAUAAAAGAUCCAGAAAUGGAAUACAGACGCUAUGUUGCCAUGCAAACUAAAAGGCAAUCAGUACAUGAUAAAGAACCAAUCCAGAAUCUUCAUCGUCGUCAUGGUAUAAAAAGAGCAAUUCCCAUGGAGACCCUUUUUGAACAUGCACCAAAAGAUCGUGAUGUGAACUCAAACACCUUGUCAUUCAACGAUAUGAAAACAAAAAGCCAUCCAUAUUCAAUGGGAAAAACUCUUUCAAGGCCUCUGCAGGGUGGUCCGAAUAGUCAGAAUGCAACUACAAAUCUUCCAUGGAAGAGUUUACCUGCCCAUGAACGUAACCAUAAAGAACGUGACAACAUGCUCGAUGUUUCUUUAAAUGACAUCAUUUCUGUGAAAUAUUCUCGCUACUAUGAUUGGGACGAUAGGAGUAAGACCAAACCGAAACAAAACGAACCAUUUUUUGGUUCUGAAAUAAACAAAUUAUCUGCACAAUGGAAAGACAGGAUGCCAAGAAACAAGCAACGAAAGUGUGCAAAAAGGUCAACCGGAAAAUUGUGCAGAAUAACUGAAAACAUUCCAUAAAAGAAAUAACAUGAAGGAACGGGACAGAUUUUGGCAAAAAUGAUAGACUUUAAAAAGUAGCAUGUGUUUGAUGAUAGAGCUCUUUAUCAAACCAGAAACAUUAUUGAAGCAACAUUUUUAAAAAAUUGUUUUGUAAAUAUCGCAAACUUAAACAUUGUUUUUUAAUCCUUCGCAACCAAAAAUAAGAUUUACUUAACGUUAAUAACUGACAUUAAUCUACUGUUUACAGAUAUGAAAUAUACAUGGGUGUAUCCAGCUUCAGUAAGGGGGUGCGAUCGCCAACAAAAUAUCCUUUAAGAUUUCAAUUUGACAAAAAUUGAUGUAACUUCCUUUAAAAUUGAGCUAGAAACUGAAAAAUCUGAAAAAUAACAAGGAGGAUGGUGCAAAUUUGAGAACCCCCAUCCC
Owenia fusiformis is the source of this 1400-nucleotide messenger RNA. Lineage: Eukaryota; Metazoa; Annelida; Polychaeta; Sabellida; Oweniidae. The record is from the annotation of a GenBank genome assembly.